Messenger RNA from Glycine soja, 1531 nucleotides. RefSeq names its product protein MAINTENANCE OF MERISTEMS-like. The record is from RefSeq and is a predicted model, not a curated record. The transcript has 3 exons. The coding region runs from base 383 to 1399 and encodes 338 amino acids. NCBI's taxonomy places the organism in Eukaryota, Viridiplantae, Streptophyta, Magnoliopsida, Fabales, Fabaceae.
UGGGAGGAAGGUGACAUUGAUUAGGAGGCCAGUGCCUGAGAUUGAAGGACUGAUUGGUGCCACAGGAUUAAGUCCAUUAAUCGAUUGUUCAGUUGUUACUGGCGAUCCUGGACUGAUAUCCGCAUUUGUGGAGAGGUGGCACAGCGAGACCAGCACCUUCCACCUUCCGGUAGGAGAGUUGACGAUCACAUUGGAUGAUGUGUCGUCACUCUUUCAUUUGCCUAUCACUGGCGCGUUGCACAGUUUUCAUACUCUUUCUACAGAGGAGGCGAGAUUUUUGCUGACAGAGUUACUUGAGGUGUGUGCCGAGGAGGCUAGAGCCGAGACAACACUGACACGUGGGGCAUACGUACGACUAGGAUGGGUUCGAGACAUUUAUGAGAUGAGAUGUCAGACCCGGCGGUGGAUUGUAGCAGCUCGUGCUUAUCUGCUGCACCUGGUCGAUUGCACUCUUUUUGCUAAUAAGAGUGCAACAUACGUGCAUGUGGUUCACCUAGACGCUUUUCGUGACCUCGGUCAGAGUGGUGGUUAUGCUUGGGGAGUUGUCGCGCUGGUUUAUAUGUAUGACCAGUUAGACGAGGCUUCUAGGACCACCACACGACAGCUUGCGAGGUACCUGACUCUAUUACAGUGUUGGAUCUAUGAGCACUUCCCUAGUGUGCACCAGUGCGUGACAGAUGAUACAUACCAGGAGACGUCCCCACGUGCUUCCUGGUGGUUGACGUCGAAGGCGCACAUGAAGGGAAUCACAGGAGCACCUUACAGGGCACGUUGUGAUGCUUUGACCGUCACAGAUGUGUCCUGGUUUCCGUACACUGAGCAUCGGGGGGUUAAGGCCUUUGAGCUGAUUUCAUCAUUCCAGGGUCAGCUGAGAUGGGGUCCUAUGGUGGUCACAGCUCGACCGGAGAGGGUGGUACGGCAGUUUGGUUACAUCCAGAGCAUCCCUCCGCCGCCUGUUAGUGCUCGAUUGUCACAUGAUGAUAUAGAUGACAGGUGGAUGCAUUUUGCGGAGCACGUACUACCUGCAGGUGAGCUUUGUCUAGUGCCUGGGCAGGUAUCUGCAGAUUACAUGGAGUGGUUUUUCCGCAUAUCUCACCCAUUCAUGAUACCAACCGAGGCAGGUGACCAGCCGAGAGAUGCACUAGCCGCAGACCCUGAGGAGUACAUACAGCUGCCCAGCUCCCAAGUUCCAGUGGCAUUUGACCCCCCUCCACAUGUGGAUGAUUACGACGAAUAUGAGGCGAUUGCACAGAGGUUGGAGCGUGUGCUCAACCUUAGGAUGGUCACGGCAGGCACAGAGUUAUAUGAGAUUAUGCAGGACUGUCUGACGAUCGCCAGAGGGAGAGUCAGUGCUGAUGGAAGUGUCAGGGCUUGUCAGAGACGUCGCACGGAGCAUUGAUUAUUGUUAUUAUUUUUUGUCUUGUAGUUGACAUGGAUUUUUGUAAUUAUUACACUUUUUAGUUUAAUAUAGUUGACUUGUUUUGCACAGUUUAUUAUUUUAUGAUAUUAACUGACGUAUCGAUUCUCAUUC